AUGAGAGCGAGAGCACCUGUUCCCUUGGAGAGAGCGAGAUUUGCUGAGGAGAAAAAUUCUUCAGCUGGUGUGGAGGAAGUGACAGCUGAUACGGAGAAUCAAAAAGUGAUAAUAAAAGGAAAAGACCUAAAUCCAAAGAAAAUAUUGGAAGGAAUUAGGAAAAAAUACUCCAAAAAUGUGGAGCUUAUUUCUCCUAAGGAGCUGCCUGAUACCCCCAACCAAAACAAACCUGAACCUAAAAAGGAAGAGGCUCAGAUAAAAACUGUUGAGCUAAAAAUGAAUAUGCAUUGUGAAGACUGUGCAAAAGAUAUCAAGAAAACCAUUGGAAAAAUGGAAGGUGUAAUGACGGUAGAAACAAAUAAAGAGAGUUCAAAAGUGAUAGUGAAGGGAACAGUGGAUGCUCCAAAGCUAGUGAAAUAUAUUAAAAAGAAAAUGGGGAAAAAUGUAGAGUUUUUCGACAAGAAACAAGAGAAACAAAGCCAACCUAAAGAAUCAGAAAGCAAACCAGCUAAUAAUAAGAAAGAUUCAAAUCAAGACAAGGAAAAUGUUAUAUCUAAAUAUCCUCCUCAAUACUCUUUAGUUCACAUUUACCUUGAUCAAACUUUUAGUGAUGAUAAUGUAUUUUCUUGUUCUAUUAUGUAA
This is a messenger RNA of Benincasa hispida (wax gourd), 642 nucleotides long. Lineage: Eukaryota; Viridiplantae; Streptophyta; Magnoliopsida; Cucurbitales; Cucurbitaceae. The record is from RefSeq and is a predicted model, not a curated record.